This is a messenger RNA of Fonsecaea nubica, 1941 nucleotides long. RefSeq lists its product as hypothetical. Gene Ontology annotation, biological process: glycerophospholipid catabolic process. Gene Ontology annotation, molecular function: A2-type glycerophospholipase activity. Lineage: Eukaryota; Fungi; Ascomycota; Eurotiomycetes; Chaetothyriales; Herpotrichiellaceae. The record is from RefSeq and is a predicted model, not a curated record. The transcript is spliced from 2 exons. Gene Ontology annotation, cellular component: intracellular membrane-bounded organelle; cytosol. Bases 1 to 1941 code for a protein of 646 amino acids.
AUGAAGUUUGCAUUGCUAGCGGUCAUCGCCAGUACUGUCGCGGCGGGUGUGGAUGCACACGCUAUCUCCCUCAAAAAUGACCUCGUUGACACCUUAGUUGCCGUCGAGAACCUGCGACGGUCUCUCCCUAACUCCCCCCAAGGAUACACUCCGACCUUUCAAAACUGCCCUCCCAAUGCCCCCGUGGUUCGAAGCGCCGCUUCACUCUCGCCGAACGAGACCGAGUGGUUACAGAAGCGGAGGAAUAACACGGUUGCGCCCAUGCGCGAUUUGUUGAGUCGACUGAACAUUCAAGGCUUUGAUGCGUCGCAAUACAUUGACCAUGUGGCCAACAAUGUCUCUGCUCUACCCAACAUCGGCAUCUCCGUGUCCGGAGGCGGUUGGCGAGCACUGCUGAACGGUGCUGGUGCUCUGAAAGCGUUCGAUUCCCGCACCGCCAAUAAUACCAACCAGGGCAAGCUUGGUGGCCUGCUCCAGUCUGCGACAUACAUCUCGGGUCUAAGCGGAGGGUCAUGGCUAGUUGGGUCUCUUUUCAUCAAUAAUUUCUCCUCGGUCGAGGCAUUGCAGGCGGAAACGAGCGGUUCCGUCUGGGAAUUCGGCAACAAUGUCAUUGAAGGCCCUGAGAAGAGCGGAAUUCAGAUCUUUAACACGGCUGAGUAUUAUGCCAACCUGGUAAGCGAUAUCGGGGGCAAGUCAGAUGCUGGGUUCGAUACUUCCCUCACGGACCUUUGGGGUCGCGGGCUGUCGUACCAACUGAUCAAUGCCACCGAGGGCGGCCCAGCUUACACCUGGUCCUCUAUCGGCAUUUCGGCGCCCUUCUUGAAUGCGGAUACUCCAUACCCCAUCAUCAUUGCCGACUCACGCGCGCCGGGAGAAACACUCAUCUCGUCCAACGCGACCAUCUACGAGUUCAACCCAUAUGAGAUGGGUACCUGGGAUCCUACCUCUUUUGGUUUCGUCCCGAUGAAUCAUCUGGGCACCAACUGGACAGCAGGCCGAGUUCCGGCGAAUGAGAAAUGUGUGGUAGGCUUCGACAACGCGGGAUUUCUCAUGGGGACAUCCUCUUCGUUGUUCAACCAAUUCAUUCUGAACCUCAAUGGGACUGGGGUUCCAGAUUCGCUGCGGAGUCUCGUUGCAGAUAUUCUGACGGGCUUGGGUGAAGACAACAACGACAUUGCCGAUUAUACGCCUAAUCCUUUCUUCCAGUAUAAUCCGCUCACCAAUCCCUCGGCCAAUUCGUCCCGGCUCACCCUCGUUGACGGUGGGGAGGACUUGCAAAAUAUUCCACUUCACCCACUCAUCCAGCCCAACCGUCAGGUCGAUGUCAUCUUUGCAGUCGACUCCUCGGCUGACACCACCUUUAGCUGGCCAAACGGGACCUCUCUGGUGGCGACGUACGAACGGUCUCUGAGCCCUAUGGCCAAUGGGACAAUCUUUCCCAGCGUCCCCGACGUGAAUACUUUUGUCAAUUUGGGUCUCAACACGCGUCCGACUUUCUUUGGGUGUGACACAUCCAAUUUCACGAGCGGCUCCAACAUCCCGCCGUUGGUCGUCUAUAUCCCCAAUUCGCCGUACGUGACAUUCAGCAAUAUCUCAACCUUUCAGCUGUCGACCAACAACACCCAACGGGACGCCAUCAUACUGAAUGGGCAGAAUGUUGCCACAAUGGCUAACGGCACGCGGGACGCCACUUGGCCCACAUGUGUGGCUUGCGCCAUCUUGAGCCGCAGUAUGGAGCGCACCAACACGGAGGUACCUCAAGCGUGCACAAGCUGCUUUAACAACUUUUGUUGGGAUGGCUCGCUCAACUCGACAGAGCCGGUCAACUACGCACCUGAGCCACUUCUCCAGGCGGAGAACCUAGAGAGCGGAAGCCCAAGACUCUUGCCUAGGUGGGCUUUUGCCGCGGCUGCGAUAGCGCUGGGAUACCAUUCUCUGUAA